AUGGACCAGAAGAAAGAAAAGUCUAGGAUACUUCCGAAGACGAACCUCGGAAAGGCUGAAGAGAAGGGAAAACCAGCACAACCUCUGAAGCCAUUCGCGAAGGAGGCAGAAAAGGCGAAAUCGGCAGUGAUCGUGAAUCAUACAGUCGAACACGUCAGUAGGAGGCCUAAAUCAACGUUGUCCAUCAGACCAAUACUGGAGGAGAACAAAACAAAGCCGAAGUUCCUUUUUAAAGUUGCUUCCGAUUUUGGAGAACUAACCUUCUACGGCGAAGAUAUCCUUACCGACUCUAACUUAACGCUCGAAGAAAGAAUGACCUGCAAUUUCAAUGGCUCAGAACCUCCACGACUGAUCUACUCCGAAGUCUAUGCAGGAAGUCUUGGUGGUUGUCCUGACUGGAAUUGCAAAGUGAUAAAUGAUCUAAGGGAGAUUAAGAUGGCUCAUGCUGUAUGUCUCACUUAA
Molecule: messenger RNA, 462 nt
Organism: Haemonchus placei
Lineage: Eukaryota; Metazoa; Nematoda; Chromadorea; Rhabditida; Trichostrongylidae
Source: the annotation of a GenBank genome assembly